Helobdella robusta is the source of this 962-nucleotide messenger RNA. RefSeq lists its product as hypothetical. NCBI's taxonomy places the organism in Eukaryota, Metazoa, Annelida, Clitellata, Rhynchobdellida, Glossiphoniidae. The record is from RefSeq and is a predicted model, not a curated record. The annotation marks the transcript as partial. The transcript has 3 exons.
AACCUGAAAAACCGAAAGGCAUUAGAUUUAAAAAUCGCACGUCGAAAAGCGUCUGCUUCGAUUGGCAGCAAUCCGGACAUUUUGACCAGGUGGCCGUCAAAGAUCAUGAAAACAAAAGAUACCCUCACUUUAGAUGUCACGUGAUUGACAACAACAACAACAACAACAACAACAAUAAUAAUAAGUUUGUUGAUUGUUGUGUUCUAAACCUGACGUCAUCUGGCACUAAACACGAUUUUCGAGUUUCGUCAUCAGUGAAUUCAUCUGAUGGCGAUGCUGUUUGUUCAGAUGAAUCCGAGUUUGAAGAGUUUACCGCUACUGCUACAGCCACCAACAAUUUCGAUUAUUUAAUCGUUAAUUAUAGCAAUCACGCCAUGCCAGAUAAGUUUGUCAGAAUAAAUUUCUCGAAAUCUGAACUAGAGAAUAAGACAUUUCGACUUUUAAAUUUAAAUCCCGGCUCGCUUUAUAAAGUUGAGGGUUAUUUUGUAACAAGAGGCGCAACGCUCGAUGUUAAAGGAAGACAUUUUAGUAUCAAUUUAACCACAAACUCUGGAACAUGCACUCAUUUCAAUGUUGUCUACACCGAACUAGACUACUACAACAUUACUACUACUACUACAAACAAUAAUAAUAACAACAAUAAUAAUAAUAACAAUAAUAAUAAUAAUUUUAGUAAUUCUGGCAGUAUUAGUAAAUAUUUAGCUUGUAAUAGUAAUGGAAAUAAUAGUAUUAUCACUUUAAAUGAUCUAAUUGACGACGCGAGAUAUAAGAUUGAAGUCUAUACUGUUAGUAACUUUAGUAGUGUUAGUGGUAGUAGUGGUCGUAGUGGCAGUGGUAGUAGUGGUAGUGGUGGUGACGACGACGGCGACGACGAUGGAGACUACAUGGGCAAAUAUGUGGCUGUUUCUUUGGAGGUUGUUUCAACCGAGGCGUCUAUUGGUCUGUGUUUGCUUGUUCGCUAA